GGGGUGGGGCGGGUCGGGGGCAUGGCCAUGGCCGCGGCGGGCGGGGAGGGUCGGGCUCCGGCUCGGGGCAUCUCUGGCGGCGGCGGUGGGGGGUCCGCGGCGCUGUAAUCCGGGGCACUGGCGGCGCUGGCGGCGAGCGGAAAGCACAGAUAAAAAUGGAAAAACCGUGGCUCUCCCGCCUGACACUGCCGCCUAAGGCCACGGCAGCCGCGCAGACGGAAGCGUUUCUCCUAGAUGAAGGGACUGAAUGAGAUACACAGCUGACAGUUUCUUCCCUGUUCUAGGCUUGACACUGCCAUUGACCUCUUUGGUGUAACCAUAAGUAAUUUCCUGCCCCUUCGCUUUCCCAUCUAAAAUGGUUUCCUGCAUCCUACAGGUAAAUUUAAUUAACGCAGGGAAAAGGGCCUCCAGUCUUUGGAGAGAGUUUGAAGAAAUCCUGCCUGAAUGUUUCUGAGCGUUGUGCUGCUUCUAGCUGCUCAGCAUGCCUUGGCUGCUCCAGCUCUGCACGCUCUGACCAUGAGCAGCAAUUCCUCCCUCAGCAAUGUGAAGGGCCUGAGGAACCUCACCACGCAGGAAGACGGGGCGGUCAGAGUCACCGAGUCCAUUGCUAUAAUCGUCAUUGCUAUUUUCAUCUGUUUGGGCAACCUGGUGAUUGUCAUUACCCUGUAUCGGAAGUCUUACCUUCUCACGUUGAGCAACAAGUUUGUGUUCAGCCUGACCCUCUCCAACUUUCUGCUCUCUGUACUGGUGCUGCCUUUUGUUGUCACCAGCUCCAUCAGGCGAGAAUGGAUCUUCGGAGUUGUUUGGUGCAAUUUCUCCGCCCUGCUCUACAUGCUGAUCAGCUCAGCCAGCAUGCUUACUCUUGGACUUAUAGCUAUAGACCGGUACUAUGCUGUCCUGUACCCGAUGGUUUACCCAAUGAAGAUAACGGGCAACAGAGCAGUCGUAGCUCUUGUGUAUGUGUGGCUACAUUCCCUUAUUGGCUGCCUCCCUCCACUUUUCGGUUGGUCAUCUUUGGAGUUUGACCAGUUCAAGUGGAUGUGUGUGGCAGCCUGGCAUAAAGAGGCUGGCUACACUGCCUUCUGGCAGAUCUGGUGUGCCCUGCUGCCUUUCGUGGUCAUGAUGAUCUGCUAUGGAUUCAUAUUCCGAGUGGCAAGGAUUAAGGCCCGCAAAAUCCACUGUGGUAGUGUCAUCAUUGUGGAGGAGGACUCCCAGAGGAAUGGGAGGAAGAACUCCAACACUUCCACAUCCUCUUCGGGCAGCCGAAGGAAUGCUUUCCAAGGGGUUGUCUACUCAGCCAACCAGUGCAAAGCUUUCAUAACCAUCUUGGUUGUCAUCGGUGCUUUCGUGAUUACGUGGGGGCCUUACAUGGUAGUAAUUACAUCAGAAGCACUUUGGGGAAAGAAUAGUAUUUCCCCUGCUUUGGAGACAUUAGCUACAUGGUUGUCCUUUUCCAGUGCCAUUUGCCAUCCACUAAUUUAUGGACUGUGGAACAAGACAGUGCGCAAAGAACUACUAGGAAUGUGUUUUGGGGAUCGGUAUUAUCGCGAGUCCUUUGUCCAGCGGCACAGGACAUCGAGGUUAUUCAGCAUUUCCAACAGGAUCACAGAUUUGGGGCUAUCUCCUCAUCUCACUGCCCUCAUGGCAGGUGGGCGGCCACUAGGAAACAGCAGCAGCACAGGAGACACAGGUUUCAGCUGCUCACAGGAUUCAGGAACAGAGACAAUGCUUCUUGAAGAUUAUAGCUCAGAUGGCACUCAAGCCCCACACUGUGUCUGUCCUCCUCGAAGGAGGAGUUCAGUGACGUUUGAAGAUGAAGUAGAGCAAAUUAAAGAAUCUGCAAAGAAUUCUGUUCUUAAUGUAAAAGCUGAAGUCCAUAAAUCUCUGGACAGUUAUGCAUCCAGUUUAGCAAGAGCUAUUGAAGCUGAUGUGAAGAUCAGCUUGUUUGGGGAAGAUGCUUUACCAGGAGCUCUGUUCCCUGUGCGGACUCUGCCAGGAAGCACCAUGAACACACGGCGUGGUGUCAGGCCCCAUGCCAGCCAAAGACUUAAGUUGCAAAGCAUCGAUGAAGGGAAUAUUUGACAGGAGCACUGGGGUAUGAAACCAGAAUGAAACCACUAAGUGGGACCUACUACAGCUGUUGGUGUUUCAACAGAACCAGGACAUCUUGUCGGGAUGUUUUCAGUGUUUUUUCAACACUUGAAAAACAGCUGAAUUCUGAUACUUGCAUCAGCAUUUUACAGCAGUGUUUGUUUACUGUUUAGGGUGCUAUUGACUCUUGUGCCAUGUCUCAAGUCUAUCACACAGUGUGUAGGAAUGCAGGGUUUGGUUUCAUUGACCAGAUCAUUAGCCUGUUGAAUCUUGGGCCCAGUAUUGGCCAAAGCUGAUACAGAAAUGAAAAAGGAAAAGUAUUUGCAGUGCCUAAUUCAUUAUUACAUUGAUCCUUUUCUGACCACCAGGAUAAUCAUUUUAUACUUGAUAGCUGGAGUGCUCUGAAUAGGAGCUUGUUUGUUGGAUACUGUGUACAGCAUUACUGCCACAGACUCCCAAAUGAGGAGCGUGGACUUGACUUAGGCCAAAACCUGAACUUUUCAGAGAGCUCAUGCAAGUUAUGGUCUUUCUUACCCUUGCUAGUGCAUAUUUCUGGCUGUUCAGCCAUCAGAACACUAGAUCUGAAAGUGUACCGUGUGUUGCUUCUGCAUUAUGAGGCAGCAGCUUCUUUAGAUGUAGGAGGUGGGAGCAGACCUGUGCUAGAAAUACCGCAGAGAUGGUAUUUGAGGAAAUCAUCAAUGCAGAGUUCAUAGUUUCUCUGAGAACUUCACUUCCAUGGUUUUGCUUUUACUAAAAGGGCACUCUACGGCUGUGGUAAGCUUGACAGAAUAUGAAGAAGGUAUUACCACUUCAGGAUUCAUCUUUUUUAGAGACACAAGUUCUAUGAGGGUUUUUUGCUUUGUUUUUUUUUUUUAAUCAUGAGGGAAUGUAGUGUUUAAGCUAUAGGUACCUCAGUGCAUCUAUUUCUUGGAAUAUUAAUUCGUGAAUCUCUAAAAUAGGAAGAUUUGGCACUUACAUUGCACUUUGCAUGUUCUUAAGCACUGUACAGACAUGACCUUGCUAGGCGUUUGUGAGAGGGUUGAUCAGCCCUGCUUGCCAAAGAAGGGAGACUCUGCAACAGUCAAGCUGCUGGCAACUAAACAGGCUGCAAAGGUGAAAAGGUUUGUUAGGAAAAGAGGGAUGAGGUGGAUUGUACAAGGAUGCCCAGCUUGAGGAACCCUUAUGUGCCUUCCUGGGCUGGCCUCUUCCUUACUUUGUGGGGUUUGCAGCCCUGCCUUACUGCUUAUUUCAAAGAGAGGGAGACAUAAAUGAGUAGGACAAUUUCUUGGGGAUGGAUGUCAGUAGCAAAUAGACAUAAGGACCAAGGAUUUGCAUGUUUACUCUGUGCCCGCUCCCCCCAUGCCUCCACCUUUCCCCAGAAGUGGUGUGUUUGAGGUUUUGCAGCAGACGGUUUGGAAAUCAGGGGCAGGAUGUUUCCAUCUGGGCAAAAAGUGGAUGUACACUUGUUAAAUUACAGCUGUGUGUGAUGUACUUGGAGGCAGAGAAGCAAACUGUUCUUGAGGCAGAGCCCCAGUACUGUACAUAGACACCCCCGUUGUCUGUGUUCCCAACUUGGAAACGUAUUUCAGCAGAAGCUUAUGUCCAUCUCUGGACAAAGCAGCUUGACUUUAUGAACUAGUCUGAAUCCCAUUACAUUGCCAUGUAAGGUACAACUGCAUGCUUAAAAUUCAGUACAUGGUUUGCUGAUUAAGAACGGGCUGUUACAGCAAGAACACUUGAGUACCAGUAAGAUGGCUCUUCGCCUAACGCAGGAAUUAAAAUACUAAUAACAGUGAAA
This is a messenger RNA of Strigops habroptila (Kakapo), 3889 nucleotides long. RefSeq names its product G protein-coupled receptor 161 (gene GPR161). The transcript has 8 exons. Lineage: Eukaryota; Metazoa; Chordata; Aves; Psittaciformes; Psittacidae. Bases 445 to 2082 code for a protein of 545 amino acids. Gene Ontology annotation, biological process: G protein-coupled receptor signaling pathway. Gene Ontology annotation, cellular component: membrane; recycling endosome. Gene Ontology annotation, molecular function: G protein-coupled receptor activity. The record is from RefSeq and is a predicted model, not a curated record.